UGCUCGCUGUCCUCUCUCGCCUCGCCGUCUUACCCCUGUCUGGAUGCCAGUAGCUGCUAGUCAUGGAGGAUGCAACAGUCACACACGAUGCAGAACCGUUAGUAACCAUACCUUUAACAUCAGCAUUACAAGAGGAAGAAGGGGAAAAGGUGGGGGUGUUCACCGCACCUUCAACAUCUGUAUUACAAGGAGAAGAAGGGGAAGACGUGAGGGUGUUAAGCGCACCUUCAACAUCUGUAUUACAAGAGGAAGAAGGGGAAAAAGUGCGGGUGUUCAGCGCACCUUCAGCAUCAGCAUUAGAAAAGGAAGAAGGGGAAGAAGUGGGGGUGCUCACCACAGACUCAGCAAUAGCAUUUCAAGGGAAGGAAGUGGGGCGGGUCACCACAGGAAGUGAAGAUAAUUGGGGGUCAAACAAAGCCUCUGCUGCGUUGGAACCAGUAGUGAUGCAGCCCGGCCUUGGCAUCACCAAAACCACCAUCACCACCAUCACUCAGACUGGAGGGGACUGGAGCACUGGCCUGCUUGAUGUCUGCAGAGACAAGACAACAUGUAUUCUCGGGGCUCUCGUGCCGUGCUGUUUAGACCUGAGUUUAGCUCACCAAUACGGGGAGUGUCUGUGCAUGCCUCUACUACCAGGAUCCACUUUUGCCAUACGAGUUGGGAUCAGAGAGCGCUACAAGAUACGGGGAAGUGUGUGUGAGGACUGGACUACAGUGUAUUGCUGUUACCCUCUGGCUGUAUGUCAGAUGAUAAGAGAAAUGAAGUGGAGGAUGAAGACUCAGACAUAUCAUGUGUCUACUACACUCGAAUGCUCCUAAAGAAACAGCAAAUGAGAUCUUUUUUCUUCUUUUUUUCAAUUUAUCAUAAAUGUGUGAAGAGCAGCAGAGAUUACUGGUAUGAACAAUAGGAUGAAUCAUUACUCUGAGGUUUGAACUUGCCCCCGAGGGCUUCUUGAAUAAUAAAAAACAAGCCUGUGAUACAAAUACUUAAAAGUGAUAGAAAAGGGAAAACUUAAAGUAAUGGCAUACAUUAAAGGUACAUCUGUAAGACGUGAACCAACACAGAUGAGUUUCUUGCCUUUGUUCAAUUGCAGAUAUUUUUUAAAUGUAGUUAGUUCAAAGAUCAUUAAAAGCCAUUAAAUCUGGAUUAGUGCAUAUAGAAUAAUGCAGAGCAGUUUUUUUCUAUGAAGGUAUUGGUCUGAUUAAUUAUAUUUGAAAGAUCGGCUUAACCAACUUUUUACUGCAGCAUUAAAUUCCAGCACUUAUAAUUCUUAAAUCAUCUAUAAUUUUGGUUUUAGAAACAGCCUGGGUUAACUUCUGUGACUGAGGUAACUGCGCGCCAUUUUACAUAAUGAAAAUUUAGAAAGACUCAAGUAAGUUUAGCUUUUUACAAUGCCUGUUACCUACACCACUGAAGCCGCUAUCACACAGACACUUUUAACAAACCAAUAACUAGAACACACGCAGAAACAAGAUGAGCUCCUUACAGUUAAAAAAAAAAAGGAUGUGUGAUUGCAUUAGGUAUUUGUACUUAAUAUUGGGAAACUUUAAUAAUUGAGAACAACAAAACACAUCAAAACAAACUAAAACACACAUUCAUUUAAAAAAACUAAAUAUAUUCCUUCUCUUUUCGUAAUCUCUUGUCAAAAUAUGCAGUUUUACUUUUUAAUAUUUUUUUUUAUAUAUAAGGGAAUUUUACUGUUUACCGGUGUUGGCACUAAGUACCAGCCCUGCACAGGUUGGCACAUAACAGAGUGAAUUUUUUUUUUUUUUUUUUGAUAAUGUAAUGUUUCCUCAUGUGGCCAUUCUGUUAGUGCAUAAUCAUGCCUGUCUAAACUGAAAGAUGAUUUUAUACAAGAUUAAUAUAAUGUUUGUAAUCAAUACAUUCAUUGACUAUAGUAAUAUAUUCUUACAUGUAACCAGUCUAGACUUUUAAACAUUGUUCCAGUGGUUGUUCUACUCACAACAAAGCUUAACUCUGUCUGCUAUGUUUUGUACCUUUUGCAAUUUCUUGAUGUAGUUUUAAACCUUAUUGCUGGGCAAUAAUGAGAUGAAAGCACAGACUCCAUAUAAAAGAUAUGUUUGAACAUGAAGUCACCCUCUGGUGAGUGCAGAAAAAUUGUGAAGCUUCAAACUGAGUGUUUUUUUUUUUUUGUGCUUUUACUGUCUGGGUGUUUUGAAACCAGAUAUGACUGAUGGUUGAUGUAAGUAUGUAAAAUGCAAUUUUACUGCAUUUUUUUUAAAGAAGAAAAGUCACAGUAUAACUUAAAAAAGAUGAAAAGGUGUUAUAUAUAGAUCAAUAGAAUGACAAAAAGCAGACUUGCUGCUUAUCAGUAGUGUCCACUGAUCCAGUGGGAGUGAGUGGUACAACCAGGAUGUAAAAGCUCACUAAUCUGAACAUAAGGAGUUGUGAAAGUAGUCACCAAAGUCUCACAGGAACACAGAACCAUUGCUCGGACAAAGGAAUAAUUAAUUUCAAUAACAGAGGUGUGAUGGAAUUAAAGCAUGAUCAUUUCCAUAUCAGAUGAAACACAAUGUAAUAAAGCUGGGCAAUGCUCUGCAGAUAAUAAAAACAGUAUCAUACAAGACAACCAUCAUGUUUUAUCAAACCCGAACACCUAAUCAAAUGUAACAGCCAGACCUCUGAGGGAGGGGAAACCUCAGGAUCAGAUGGGUGAAGGAUUGUCAUUCACUAUGGGAUCCUAACUGUUUGUUUGUUUGUUUGCAUAUUUAGUGGCAUAGAGUUAGGUGGCUCUGACUAAGAACCUUAAGAAUACUGCAAGCUUACUGACCAGCAACUUGCCAUUUAAAAAGU
Neolamprologus brichardi is the source of this 2814-nucleotide messenger RNA. The record is from RefSeq and is a predicted model, not a curated record. NCBI's taxonomy places the organism in Eukaryota, Metazoa, Chordata, Actinopteri, Cichliformes, Cichlidae.